Molecule: messenger RNA, 687 nt
Organism: Onthophagus taurus
Lineage: Eukaryota; Metazoa; Arthropoda; Insecta; Coleoptera; Scarabaeidae
Molecular function (GO): N-acetyltransferase activity
Source: RefSeq, a predicted model, not a curated record
AUGUAUCUUAACAUUAAACACACCGCGAUGUCUCUAACAAUGCGUAACUUCAACAUAGCAAUGGUUAAUUGCAAAGAUACAUUAAAAGUUAUUAACUUCCUCGAAAAAUAUUACUUCCCACACUCCCUUCUAUUGAAAUACGCAAACUUCGAAAACACUCCGACAGUAAAAGAAACUUUAAAAAAAUUCUGGACGAUCGCUUUAAGUCAAAACAUAUCCGUUAUAAUCACGGAUGAAAAUGAGGAAGUCGUCGGAUUAUCUUGCAACAUCGUAGUUCAUAAACAAGCUGACCUUUAUUAUGGAUUAGAUGGUGGUGUUCAAACGAUCAAUAAGUUUCUUACCGAAGUUGGAAAAGAAUUAUACAAAAAAUACGAAGAUUUAGAGCACUAUUUUUAUAUUGUUUUGGUUGCUGUUCGUGAUGGUUGCGGGCAUUAUAAUCUGGAAAAAAGGUUGAUUAAUUUUUCUAAGGGUGUAGCAGCCGAUUUUGGAGUGAAAAUUAUUCGAAUGGAUGCACACAAUGCUGCGGAAGCUGAACGGGCUAAAAAAAUUGGAUUCAAUCUGGUUUAUGAGAUUAAAUAUAAAGAUUACAAAGAUGAUGAAGAAGAAGUUUUUUCGAGGGAUUCCCAAGAUGUUUUCAGUAUCUUGAGUGUUAACAGUAAGCGUUGUCCAUUUAGUUGCUUCACAUAA